GGACCUGCGCCGUGCCGGGCCUCGGGUCGGUCAGCGCGCAGAGCGGCUGCGGGAGGCUCUCUCUGUGCUCUGCCGGCAGCACUGCUGCUAAUUCCUUUGGUCUUUCUCCUGUGACGGUGCCCCGAGCCACAGGCCUGACUGUUUUUUUUCAGUUGCUCCGUGCUGCAGCGUUGCCCUCUGGGAGCCGACCCGGCCCCUGUCUUCCGAGUUUCUCUUCCUCUGGUUUCACUCUGUGAGCUGCUGCGGUUCCCUCUUGUCUGCAGCCUGGCGAUGGGACAACGCGGCAGGCUGCUGACCUAUGAAAUUAGCCUUUGCGAGCGUACCUGCUAGCCUGAGACGUGGGAGUUUGGAACAGGAGAGGAGGAACCAGGAGGGAGUGCAGGACUUCGUGCAGUGAGCCGGCCCGGGAUGCUGGAGCGGACUGUCGGCAGCUCGCGGCAGGGCUGUGCCUGCAGCCCCGCUCCCUUCUGCUCAGCCACGAGCUCCGGGUGGUCUCAGGGUUGCCCGUGGAGGCUAGGUUAAUCCUUUCUUACUCUUAGGGUGCGAGUAGCUGUUUUUGUACCCGUGGGUGUUGGUCGGGCAGCAGCCUGCAUUCCAUUCAGAAGGGAUCUUGUGUCUUCCGCUUCUUCUGGGCAUUCAGGUUGUACUUCUGCCUCUUCUUUCUAGGCCAGCAGAGCUGCAAGCAAGUGACCUUUUUGUUCUGCCCUGAGGAGCAUCUGCUGAUUGUGAUCAGGUGGUCCUUAGUCCCACUGGCUUGUGGCUACACUGAGUGUUGUGCGAGUCUCUUCUUCGUGGAUUAGGUCAGCUGACAGAAACAAGGAACCCACGUGGAAACCAGGAAGUGACUUUGCAACAAUGAGAUGCCUCAGCUCCUCGCUGUUCAGGAGGUUCUGGGGGCUUUUGCCUCAGUAUGUGUCAGUGGGACCUAGUCAAAGUCCUAACCUCAGUCCCAAGCAGUCAUCUUUGAGACAGAGCUGCAGCGCAAGACCUGGGCUGGUGACUGCCCCUGAUGUGGUCAGCUUCUGGCAAAAGGUGUUUGAGAAGAAUGGGAUCCCUGAAGCACGAGAAUCCAGUGAAUAUAUUGUGUCAUUUGUCUUGGGAGCAAAGACAUUUCAGAGCUUGGGCUCCGAAAAACUCUGCACUCCGCUUACAGCAGUGCAGCAGGAGCAGAUCCAGCAACUGAGCUGCAAGCGACUGGAAAGAAUGCCAGUGCAAUAUGUGCUUGGUGAGUGGGACUUUCAGGACCUGAAUCUGAAGAUGAGACCUCCAGUAUUUAUUCCUCGUCCUGAAACAGAGAGCCGAGUGUUAGCUGUGGAUAAAGAAGAGGCUGCUGUGGACCUCACCAGGGAGAACGUACAUAGGCUGCAACUCCAAGACAGGAUCCACAUCCUCCACCAUAAUGUUUCAUAUGGUUCUGCCAAACAUCUGCUACCUUGGGGCCCUGUGGACUUCAUAGUCAGUAACCCUCCAUAUGUCUUCCAUGAAGACAUGGCUUCCCUGGAUGCAGAGAUCCUCCGCUAUGAGGACCUUGAUGCACUGGAUGGGGGAGAUGACGGGAUGAGAGUCAUUAAAAUAAUUCUGACUCUGGCUCCUUCUCUUCUGAAGGAUUCUGGUGGUGUGAAGAGAGCUGCAGUGGUGGGCUGGCCAAGGCAGUCUCAUCCUGGGCCUGUGAACUUCACUCGAGGCCAGUUUUUGCUGUAUGCAGAGGUGAUGACGGCCGCCUGGCUGAUGCUGCAGCGCCAGGCUCACCCCCCAGAGCUGCUUCCCCUGCUCACUGAGCAGCAUGUAACACAAGCCACGCAACCACUGUGCGUUGGAGCAACGUAAGUGGAGCAUCAAAGUGGGGCUCACACGAGGCAGCAUUAACCCCAUAGGUGCACUUUCUCAGACAGUGCUUUGCCCCAUGCUGCAACCCUGUGGUGGUCAGAGGGCUGGGAUGCAACGUUCAUCCUUCCAGGAGCACUGCACAUGUUCCAGCAGCACCGGCAGGGGAUGAAGGAGGGCCAUGAUUAAGUGGAUCCAGGCAGAUUUGAACAUGAGAGCAUGGCUGGACAGAGAAGAAGAGUCACACAUCCACUGCCCAGUUAAUUUUAAUUAUAAUAUCUGUACUUGCAUAGGUAAUGGAUGAGAUGAGACCGACAGUGGAAUUUGGACUGGAAGUGCCAUGUAAUAAUAUGACUGCUGUAACACACCUGACUGUGUCUGUCGUAAGAGGCUGAAACACACUCCGUUCCUUGCUAGCUCAUCUGCCCUGGGUGAAGGGAAGUCAUGCUCCUGGAUCUGUGGAGAGGAGAGGGACUUUAGCAAAUCUGAGAGGAAAGGAUCAUGUGCACAUCAGCGGGUUAUUUCCCCUUCCACGAGUUGCUGUUUUAAAAUGCUGAUUAUUUAAGGCAGAAAAUGUUACCAUAUGUGCUGCAGGGUAUUUCUGCUCUGGCAGGAGCCGUGGUAGCGUGGCUUUGGUCAUGGACUGGGCUUUCUGUUCCCUAUUGUGUCAGUCUGAUUCUCAAGGAAGGCUCUAUGUCCAUGUGUCUCUCUGCAAUCAGAAACUGCAGAAUGAGAGAGUUCAGCCCAGCUAUCCUACAGUGCCUCAGCAAACUGACAGGUGUCCCCAGGAGAGGUGCUGCGUGGUAUUUCAGCUGCAGUGUGGGUCAGCCGGUGUUUCCAUAAAUGCUCCCGUACUGUGGAUCUCCACUGUAAAACAUGAGGUCAGUUCACAUGAAGGUUUGGGACAGGAGUUCUCAGAAUGCGAACUUGUUUGCUCUCAGGAAACGUGCUGAAGAUACAGGAGUGGGAGUCAUUAAGACAAUGUGUGAUUGCUGUGCUGUGCUGGCUUGACUCAUGCCCAUCACUUCUGCGGAAAGGGAACAGCAGGGUUUUGUGUUUGCAGCUGUGGGAAAAGUUUAGCCCAGCUUAGAUAACAAGGAAAGUACUUAGCAAUAUAUCAGUAUUUCCCAGGGUUUUCCAAGUUCCCUUUUGAAAAUGGAUGCAGCUUUUCUUUUAUUUUUGUUUUUCCACUUUUUCAGUAUUUUACUCCUUCUACAUCCCUUUUCUUUUUUCCCAUAAACAGGAGGGAUGUGUUUGUUUUUAACAACUUAACCCUAAGCAGAACAUUCCAUUGCCAGUUUCCUGGCUGGUGUGCAAUGGAAACCCAUUGGUGAAGGUCUGAAAUGUUGAUUGCUGGUGUGUGGCAGCGCCAUGACCAGCACAGAAAGAUCAGCGGGUGCUUAGGAACACCUUCCAGCACAACGCCAAGCCUUGGAACUGGUGCAUUAGGAUAAAGGAAGGGUCUAAUUGAGAUUGUGGGUUUCUUUUUCUGAGCAUGUUUUGAUUUCUGUUCCCGUGGGAGAUGCCAGCAGAGGGUUCCCUGGUGUGCGGCCCACGUCUGCCCACAGUGGGGCACAUGGGGUGGCCUCAGGACAAGGGCAGGAAGCUGGAGCCAUCAGCCUUCAUCCAGAGCGGGUUUGUGCUUUCUGAGCUCCUCUUUCAACACCCCCAUGAGCAGAAUUUUUCUUUGAGGCCAAUGUCAAGCCCGCUGUAAACAAGUUACCAAACUUCCAGCUACGUUCCAUCUCCUUUCCCCUAGAUUGUAAUGGUUUUCUAUGGCACACAGAAGCAAUACAAAAAUCAUCCCUUUCUUUUUCUACAUCCUUAAACAACGUUCCUCCAGCCCUUGGUGAAGUGGGACUCAGGGUCUGCUGCUGCCUGGCUGUAUGCAGUGGAACCCAGGCCAUGCUGCUGAAACUGCUGACAGCUCUGAAGGGCUUUCCCUUCUGGCUGUUUAAAAGAAAUGGGCAAGACUGCCCAGCCUCCCCAGGGAGGAUCUCUGUGACUAGCAAAGGCACUCAUCCAUCUGGAUCUCACCAAAGAUUUACACGCUGAGUGGCUUUAAAAUAUAUUUAAAACGUUUAUUGAAAAUCCAAGUCAAGUGAAUUUUAACAAACUGUUCAUGAUAGAAGAAACUGACUUUUGGAGUAACUGUAUUGUUUAUUCCUUGUAUUGCAGUAGCACCUAGAGAACCCUAUUGUGCUAGAUGUGGUACAGACAACAGAGGUGGUCCCUGCCCAGAUGAGCUUACAGCCCCCAGCUCAGCACCUGCUGGCGGUUAACCAGCCCUUCGUUCUCCUUACUUAGCUGCACUCUCCAGGGGCAAUGAGGUCAAACCUUCAAGCUUGGUUUCCCCAUUACCCCAGCAGAGGAAAGAUCAAGUAGGUAGGAGGUUUCGGAGAGCUGAAUGACUUGCCCGUUCCCGCUGUACGUUUCUCAGACUGAGUUGUAAUGUGUGCUGUACAGGCCUCGGCUGUGGCUAAGCCAUGUGGGCUUCCUGAGAUCACUGCUGCUCCUGGCAGAGCUGUGGUUUCCUUGUUCCCAGUGUCCUCAGGCAGAGAGGUGUUUGGAUAAAAGGAAGCCUUGACAGUGGUUUUAUGUUUUAUGUUAUUUAAAAAAAAAAAGUUUUUGUUUUGCCUUUUAAGUUCUCAUUCAGUGCCUCCCCAUGGAUGCUGCCAUAUGGGGCAAAGUGGAAGGGUACAAUAAAAAGCCAACCUGACAUCACACACUGCCAAUCAUUGAAGUAUCAAAAACAAAGCUUGCAAGAGCACAAACCUGUAUAAAUGUGGGGAGGAAAAAAAAA
This is a messenger RNA of Meleagris gallopavo (turkey), 4627 nucleotides long. The record is from RefSeq and is a predicted model, not a curated record. NCBI's taxonomy places the organism in Eukaryota, Metazoa, Chordata, Aves, Galliformes, Phasianidae.